Messenger RNA from Dama dama (fallow deer), 990 nucleotides. Its product is annotated as olfactory receptor-like protein OLF2. The record is from RefSeq and is a predicted model, not a curated record. The annotation marks the transcript as partial. Gene Ontology annotation, biological process: G protein-coupled receptor signaling pathway; sensory perception of smell. NCBI's taxonomy places the organism in Eukaryota, Metazoa, Chordata, Mammalia, Artiodactyla, Cervidae. The transcript has a single exon. Gene Ontology annotation, molecular function: odorant binding; olfactory receptor activity. Gene Ontology annotation, cellular component: membrane.
AGAACGGAUGGAGAAAAUUGCUCUUCCUUGAGUGAAUUUAUUCUCUUGGGAAUUAAUAAUGACCCUAGAAUCAAAGUGACAUUUAUCACAUUUCUGGUUGUUUAUCUCAUUAUUCUUGUUGCAAAUCUUGGGAUGAUCAUUUUAAUAAAAAUGGACUCCCAGCUUCACAUGCCAAUGUACUUUUUCCUCAGUCACCUCUCCUUCAGUGACCUCUGCUAUUCCACAAAAAUUGGACCCAAGAUGUUGAUAGACCUCCUUGCCAAGAACAAAUCAAUCCCCUUAUUUGGCUGUGCUCUGCAUUCAUUGAUCUGUACCUUUGUAGAUUCUGAGUGUCUCCCACUGGCAGUGAUGGCCUAUGACUGGUACAAGGCCUUCAGCAGCCCCUUGCUCUAUGCAGUCAGCAUGUCCAGCGGGGUGUGCUCCCUGCUCAUGGUUGAGAUUUACAUGAUCAGCAUUGUGGAUGCUUUAAUUAAUACAAUAUUAAUAUUCCACCUGUGUUUCUGUGAGUCAAAUGAGAUUAAUCAUUUCUUCUACGAUGGUCCACCUCUUUCCCUAUCUUGCGCAGAUACACAGGCCAAUGCGUUAGUGAUAUUUAGCAUUUUGGGCUUCACUGAACUGAGUACCCUCUCAGGUCUUUUUGUGUCUUACUGUUACAUCAUCCUAGCAGUGGUAAAGAUCCACUCUGCUGAAAGGAGGUUCAAGGCUUUCUCCACCUGCACCUCCCACCUAAGUGAUGUGGCAAUUUUCCAGGGAACCCUGCUCUUCAUGUAUUUCCGGCCAAGUUCAUCCUACUCUAUAGAUGAAGACAAAAUGACCUCCUUGUUUUAUACCCUUGUGAUUCCCAUGUUAACCCCCCUGAUUUACAGCUUAAGAAACAAGCAUGUGAAAGAGGCUCUGAAGAAGCCUAAAAAUAGAAAGUGGUAUUGUAAAGUUGUAGGUAUAUGUUUUUCUCCUACUCUUACACUACGAUUUAAGUCAAAAUUGUUUUGA